Halichondria panicea is the source of this 2209-nucleotide messenger RNA. RefSeq lists its product as uncharacterized. The transcript has 16 exons. The coding region runs from base 35 to 2071 and encodes 678 amino acids. The record is from RefSeq and is a predicted model, not a curated record. Gene Ontology annotation, molecular function: calcium ion binding. NCBI's taxonomy places the organism in Eukaryota, Metazoa, Porifera, Demospongiae, Suberitida, Halichondriidae.
AAAUCUAGUUGCUUGGUAACUCAAUUACAAAUGCAUGCAGGCUGACAAGAUGCAAGUGGCUCAGAGGAGAGAGGAACUGUACGGUCCACACAGGUCUGUCGGGAGAGAGACUGCUAAGAGACUGCAGCAAGAGGACCAUAUCAAAUUAAAUGUUUUGAGGGGAGCUGGGAUUGAUGAGUAUGACUCCAGUGAUGCCUUUGCUACAGUCUCCUCUAAAUCAUUCAGGGCCCAUUCAGGUAGCAAGUUGGUGCGGUCUAGUUGGGAUCCGAAUGCUCAGAAUGCCUCUCACCUUCAAUUUGGUUCUGACAACCCCCUCAUACCACACUCCUCUGUACUCAAAGAGGACUUUGGACCAAAGCCCCUCACCAAGUAUAAACAGCACCUUCCCAGUGGAUUCAACGUUACCAAUAUUCCAGAUAUGGCAGCCAGGUACCAGGACAAUAGGACAGUUGGACAGUCCCUUUACAACGCUGACUUUGAUGGAGACAAGUGUUAUGGUGAGUGGUCGUCACGAUUAAUCAAAGACGGUAAAAAAGUUGGACGAAGACAAAAGACAACUCUCUUCCAGAAGCGCACCCAUUUUGAGCUAGGAAGUGACCCUCCAUAUCUGGAAUCUGUUACAGGUAGUUCCUUUGCUGCUCACGGGACGCUAGGGAAAGCAUCUAGUGUCAGUGGGGAUGGGAACGGGAAAUCAAGUGUGUUCAGAGCAGAGGAUAUUGUCAGUAGUCGUGAGGAGGAGAGAGAGAGAUUUAUGUCCGUGCAGAGAAGAGAUUUCUUGACGUCAACCAACAAAAAAGAGGACAUCGAUGAGGCUAAUUCUGAAGGAGAGUUCACAGGAAGAAAUUACCAGACCUCCACACACUUCCAGUUUGGGGACAGCCUGGAGCCAUCCUCAUCCAUCUACAACCGAGAUUUCAGCAGCGAGGAAGUGAAAACCAGCAGGAAAAUGCUGCCAGCCCAUCCCCCUUCUUCAUCAAAGGUGAUGCACGAGUUUCCAGUAGUGGCGAGUGGUGUGACAACCAGUCGAAGGGAUUUUGUCAAACAUGAUAUCUUAACGAAGGAGAAACAGAGACUGACCAGCCUCAGGGCAAACAAAGAGAGGCAGUCAGAGUUGGCAGUUGAGCUGAAAACAGAUAGCCAGGAUAAAAUCAAAUCAGUAAUGACCAUGUCAUAUGGUGCCCCUCCCGUGGGCACAAAGCCCGCAACGCCUAUCGAUCGUACCCCUAAGAACUACCACCAUCUGGAGAGCAAUCGAGCUCUGUUGCACCCCCCAGUGGGGGCUUACUGUUCGGAGGUACAAGGGAAUUUCACAACCCCCCUGUCUGGACCUGAGGAGUGUAUGAGUAAGAGGGUGUCGUCAUUUGGAGAGAGGACCACAAGAAUCUCUGAUAACAAGAACACACACUUUGUGCUCGGAUUUGAUGGCACUGUUGAUCAAAGUGAAAAGAUGGAAGAGUUUAGUAGCAGGCCGCCUGUUAAUCCAAACCUGCCUGCAGCUGGCAUAUGCAAUAUUCCCACUAAAGGCUACUCUGUUAUCGAGCACAAUGUUGAUGGUAUGGAGGAGGGCACGGAGAGUGUGGAGAGAUUGCAGGGUAUCCUACAGCAAAGGAACUAUCUCAAGAACAUGAAUCCCAGGGACCCACUCAACGUCAAUCUGCGUAAAGCAUUCCUGGAGUACGACAAGGACUUGUCUGGCUCUGUCAGCCGAGAGGAGGUGAAGCAGGUCUGCAAGGAGAUGGGGGUAGGCGUGGACGAAACUGACCUAAACGCCAUCAUUACCAGCUGUGACAAGAAUGGGACUGGUCAGAUUGACUACCAUGACUUUGCAUUGUGUCUCUCACGCCAACACCCUCCUCAGGGCUCUCUCGAUCACGCAAUCACCACAACAACUAGGAAAGAUUUUAAACACCCUGAGGCCCAAAGAAUGAAUCACAUGCAGCAGUUGAUGCUGCAGCUCAAUAAAAAGAAAAGUGUGCCUGUUCAGUCGACACAUUUUUUCCACUUAGAAUCUCAAGGCAAUUAUUUAAUGUCUACCACAAGGAAAGAUUUUACCAAGCCAGAAGAACAAUAACUGUGUAGUCUAUAUACCUAGCUAGAGUUAUUAUUGUAGAAAUUUUAUUUCCGUUGUGUGUAGACGAGGUGGCCGAGUGGUUAAGGCGAUGGACUGCUAAUCCAUUGUGCUCUGCACGCGUGGGUUCGAAUCCCAUCC